AUGUCGAAUCCCACGCUAGCCUUCGGCAUCGAGGUCGAGCUCCUGUUCAGGCCCGACGAGGAGCUCAUCCGGAAGCAUAUGAGCGGGUGGACGGCCGGGCUCGCUCACGGCCUGGACACGGACCCGGCCAAAAUCAACCGAAAGAUUCUUCGGUUGGCCAUUGCAAAGGAAUUAACCGGCGCUGGGGUGGCCGCGGAGGUGUCAACGCAGGAAUAUGACGCGUGGUCGGUCCUGGACGAGGCUAUGCUAGAUGAGAGGCCGAAUUUUUGGAGGCUUGAGCUCGUGUCCAGAUGCAUGACAACCGACGUCGACUGGCAGAAAGAAAUCACGACAGUCUUUGACACCAUCCGAAGAAUCGAGGAUAUCCAACUGACGAAAGGCUGCUCGACGCACGUGCACGUUUCCCCUUCUCGGGGGGGCAACCGCUACCAAAUCGGACAACUACGCAGCAUCAUGAAGGCCAUCGCGUACUUUGACCGCGCCGUCACGGCCGCCGUCCCCGCCGACCGGAAAGAGAACGAAUGGGCGGCUUCGAAUUUCAAGGAAAAGAGUUGCAAUCGUACGUAUGCGGAGCUGCAUGGCAACAUAUCGUCACUUACAUGGGGACCCCUUUUCCAAAAGUUCGACGGGGUCAGGCUCCCCGCGUUGAUCCCCGCGGAUGUCUUCCACAACAGAUACGUGUCCUGGAAUUUCAAGCACUUGGGCUCGGAGUGCGGAACGGUCGAGUUUCGGCGCCCACCGGGCGUUGAAGAUGCAAGGAGAGCGCUGUAUUGGGUCGCUUUCACGCUUGGAUUCUUGGAGGGAGCCAUGGGAUUCGACUUGAGCGAUGUGAAGGAGGAAAGAAAACAUGGGACAUUUCAGGAUCUUCAAGAAAGAAUAUUCGAUGGCUUGACUAGGCUGGGACCUACUUGUGCAGGGAUCAUUGGCCGUGUCGACGGCAUUGGCGAGUACAAAUCCGAACCCACGCCGGCCUCACGGGAAGAAAAAGAGGUUAUCGCGGCGAAAAAGACAGAAAAACUGGACAAAGAAAGCAACUUUGUGGUCAAAGUUAAUUCACGACCAAGCACUCCAGCAUCCGCCAGCGCUUCAUCUUGA
This is a messenger RNA of Metarhizium acridum CQMa 102, 1095 nucleotides long. The record is from RefSeq and is a predicted model, not a curated record. NCBI's taxonomy places the organism in Eukaryota, Fungi, Ascomycota, Sordariomycetes, Hypocreales, Clavicipitaceae.